AACCACACGAAGAAGAAGAGUUAGCCUUGUUUACAGAUACAACAGGAAAAUGUCUUUGCUGUUUACCUCGAGGGGGAUGGCUAGCUAGCCAGCUUCCACAGAAAAUAGGCUAAACGUUUCUUACUUUCCCUCAAAAUGUCUAAAAUGCAGCUGUUACAGGAUUAUCUAAACGAGCGAUUAACAGCGGUGGCUGUUGAGAUAUUUGGGGCAGUGGAAAAUACCAUAGCAGAGUACCAGGAAGAAAUCUCCCGUUCGAAGGAGGAGAUCGAUCGUCUACGGAAGCUGCUGGAUUUGGUUUUCCAACCCGACAUAAUGUUACAUAGAGCAGAUCCCCAGCAGCUCACAUUUCCAGUACCUGGAGAAGUUCCCCCUGAGAAGCAGCACUGUGACCAGGAGUGGAGCACCAGUCCGGGCCAGGGCAACCCAGAGCCCAAACCGAUUAAAGAGGAACAGGAGGAGUUUGGGACCAGUCAGGAGGAAGAGCAGCUUCAGGGGCUGGAGUCUGAUACCAAAGAGUUCAUAUUAAUUUCUACCUGUGUGAAAAGGGACUGUGAUCAGAACCCAUCCCAGUCCUCACAUCUUUACCAAAUCCAUACUGUGGAGAACAGAGAUAGGGACUCUCUACCCACCAAAACAAUUGAACAAGACAUCAAAACAGAACAUGGAGAGGCCUACGGAGAAUCCGAACCAAACAAUGAAUUACAGCCCCUUUCUCCAGUAAAUUCAGACUGUUCUGCAGCUCAGAUUGGGAACAGUGAAAGUGACAAUGGUGUGGAUGGUGGAGGACUAAUGUCAGGGUUACAGCCACUUAAAUCAAAGAGAACAUUGACAAAGAAAGGACAAAGCUCUAAGACCAGGGAAGCCAGUGAGUUGAAAGUUCCAUUGAGGGCGGCUCACUCAGGGGAGAGACCACACAGGUGUCCCGUCUGCAGGAAAUGCUUUCUGAAAAGUAGCAUUUUAAAAACUCAUCAGAGAAUUCACACUGGCAUGAAACCAUAUUGCUGUAAUGUAUGUGGCAAAAGUUUCAGAGAAAAGGGAACUUUGACAGAACAUAUGAGAAGUCACACUGGGGAGAAACCAUAUCAGUGCAAAGAUUGUGGCAAAUGCUUUAUCCGGAUUAGAAACCUGACAGACCAUAUGAGGAUACAUACUGGAGAGAAACCGUAUCAGUGCAGUGAUUGUGGCAAAUGCUUCAGUCAGAAGAAAACCCUGACCAUACAUAUGAGGACAGUACACUGGAGAGAAACUGUAUCCGUGCAAAGAAUGUGGCAAAUGCUUCAGCCAGAUGAAAAGCCUGAAAGGCCAUAUUAGGUUUCACACAGGUGAGAUGCACCAUCAGAUGAGAGACCAUAUAAGUGCCCCAUGUGUGUCGAAUGCUUCAGAUCAGCAAGUCAUCUAAAAUGGCACCAGCGAAGACAUCACACAGGAGAGAAACCACGUUGCUGACUUUGUGGUAAAUGCUUCACUUGUAAGAACUGAGGAGGAGAAUGAACCCAGAGGGAUAAACAUGACAGUGCUGCUGGGGCAAAGUCGUACUCUCACUUGUAGGAGGACCUUUCCAUUGUAAAACACUGAUGUUUCAUAACCCUUCUGAGCAUGGCCCAAAUGUAUAUAAUAUGUUUUGUAAAACUUAGUUAUUUUGAUUUUUAAAUUUGUUCCAACAUUAAUCCUCUCCCCCACUUGGACUAUCCCCUAUAAAGUCACAGCAAUCUAGUACAUUGGUGUUAUCUAAAUACAUUAAAGGAUGUUUACAUUUUGAGGGUGUGACGAUCAGGGUUGGGUUUAAUUCCAUUUAAAUUCCAUUCAAUUCAGGAAGUUAAUUGAAAUUCCAAUUCUCCUCAACACUUUUCAAUUAUGAAGAUGUGGAAUUGGAAUUUGGUUUAUUUUCUGAAUUGACUGGAUUUUUAAAUGGAAUUCAUCCCUGAUGAUGAUCAUCCUAUGUCAUCAUCACUUAAUAUAAAGCCUUGCUUAUUAUAUAAAUGACCAGACAUGACAAACGGUUUAUGAUAAGAAGCCCGAUAUGUUGAUAGUUGAUCACCUGGGAAAAUAAACGCGUUUGAGAUUGAGGGACUUCUAUUCAUCUGGACCGGUGCCCUGGUAGUCGUGUUUUGCACCAUGUGAAAGUUGAUUGCAUUUGUUUUGGAACCGUGCUGCCUCCCGGGCAUGAGCCAGGUUCCCAAUUCAAAGCCCACGGUGAAGUCGGCUAAAAACAAAAGUGACGUAAUUUAGCAUGUGGCAUAAUGAGUAGGAUUCUGUGUUUUCACAUGCAGAAGUGAUUAGUUUAAAAAAAAUCAAAAGCAUCUGCCUUCCCAAUGAAAACUAGUUUGAAAAUUCAAACAUAAUUUAUGGGAAAGAGAAUUAUGUUCUGGCCGAUUCACCAUGCUUCCUUGUUGGCGACAUGACCAAGCAGUGCAGAUUACUAUUUCAUUUGAGAAGGUUGCUUUUUCCUCACCGCUUUUGGCCUUUCAUGUCAUGGGCCAUAAACUGCUGCCUCAGCGUAAUGGAAUCCGCCCAUUGGCACGUUGGAAAUUGGUUUGGCGCCAAAACCUUCUGUAGUGAGUCUCUCCGAUAAUAUUACUCUGUCUGUUAAUGCAUUUAACGAUCAGAAAGUUCUACUAAAAUGUGAUCAGGUGUAACAUUUAAAACGUGAAGGCUAAUUUAAAUAAAUGUGAAUGAUUACCUUGUUUAUUCCUGUGAUUGUUGAGGGUGGUCUGUCCAUUUCCUGAUCAGAGUUUGACAGGUAAACAGUGGGAGUGUUCGAGUGCAUGGUUAAUUCAUGGUACGGGGUACUCGGAAGUAGCAUAUUCCUGGGAGGGACUUAUAAAGCAUGUUGUAGCACCUUUAUAAGUCCCUCCCGGGAAUAUUACACAUGUAUUGUAAUAGUUGCCUUUGUCAAUUGAUCACCAUUUUGUGAAUGUAUUCUCAUUGGCCGUUGCAUUAUGGGUAGCUGUAUUUAAACCUUGCCAUUUCGUUGUUUGAGACAGGACAGAGCCCGGGAAAGGUUGGCAUGCUGCUGGGUUAAUUGACAUUAUUGUAGCCUGGAUUUUUCUUUGAACAAGCUCUUAUGUGGAACAGUUUAUGAUCCUGUUGCAACCAACAGCCUAUUUUGUUUUGUAAAUAUUGUAAAACUUUUCCCACUAUUUCCUCACUGCAAAUAAAAAGCCUCACCCUGAGCAGAAAAUCAGCUUUAUAUUGUCUUGCCGAUUCCGGUUAAAAGUCCAACUGCUGGGUCAACAUCAGGAAGGGGAACGGGCUUCAGAUUUGAAAACAUGCUAACUUUAUACCUGUAGUAGGAGGACAAACAAACCCAUCAGGUCAAUGAUAUUGGCUGAAUAUAUUAAGGGAUAAACAUGCACUACAUUGUAGAAGCCCGCAAUGUUGUACCUAACAGAAUGCAUUUUUAAGCAUACAUGUAUGUAGUUACCUUCCUUUUGCUUAGAAUUAUACACAAUACAUUUCAGUGACUGUCUUGUAGCUGUACUAAAAUCAGCACAUAUUUGUUUCAUGCAGAAGGCACCUGGUUCAAAUGUUGGACUGUCACCUCACCAGCUCUAGUCUGUCAUUACCUCUUAUGUCUGUGUAGCGGGUUUGACACCGCUGCAUGGUGUUCUUUCUCAUAAACCUGACAUGGCAUUACAUGGACUGGGGCUAUGUUGUUGUGAGUAUCUUAGAGUGGAUUGGUGUAUCAUGCUUCUUCUUAAUAAAAUGUUUUAAU
Molecule: messenger RNA, 3715 nt
Organism: Oncorhynchus masou masou (cherry salmon)
Lineage: Eukaryota; Metazoa; Chordata; Actinopteri; Salmoniformes; Salmonidae
Product: zinc finger and SCAN domain-containing protein 2-like
Exons: 2
Coding region: 136-1311 (391 amino acids)
Biological process (GO): regulation of transcription by RNA polymerase II
Molecular function (GO): DNA-binding transcription factor activity, RNA polymerase II-specific; RNA polymerase II cis-regulatory region sequence-specific DNA binding
Source: RefSeq, a predicted model, not a curated record